AUUAUGAAGCCACAAGGAGCUAAAUAUUCCAGCAAUUUGAUUGACAUUUGCUUGCGCAAGUCAUAACUGUCAGUCGUGAAUAGUAUAGCAGAGGAGUUUGUGGCAUACAAACGCACAGAUUCAUCACAUCGUUUAUCAUUUCUAAUAGUAUUUCAUGUGAUGACUGGCCAUGAAAAUGUCUACACUUUACCGUUGAAGUGAUAUCUCUUCAUCGUCACUCCUCCUGGUGCAGCCAUAGGCCGAACAAGCAGGCAUAACAGGAAAAUGUUGAGGUGGGUAGACGUUAUUCACUAAGUACACCGUGCACACCUGAUAGAUCACAAUGCGGAGAGCGCGGACUGUUCAAGGAAAUGUUCCAAGAUAAGAUAACAAGGGAAAGGGUGCUGAAAUUUUGCCUCUUGAGAGAUUCUCAAGGCAUACCCAAGAGAGCAGUUAUGCCCAUUAAUCUCUUUGGUCGCAGCUUUUCACCUGGCAAGUCUCCUCCAAGAAGAUCCUUAUCUCUGUCAAGUUUAAGAAGAGAAUCAGACAAAUCAGGGCAAGAUUUAGCUCAUGAUUUUAGUAAGAUUAAAUUGAAUAUUUCUGGACAAAAUGCUACUUUUGAGGAUGGAGAGUGGAUAUCAGAGAGUGGACCAAGGGGGCGUGUCAGCAACCGUGAGGUGGCUCAUCUCCGUCAGCAAAAUCAGUCCUUGUUAGAGGAAAACAAUCUGCUGAAGCUGAAGGUGGAACUUUUACUUGAUAUGUUGACUGAAAAGUCUGCAGAUACCUUACUUAAGGAGAAAGAACUCAACCGAUUGAAAUCAAGAUGAUGUGGAAGGGUGAUGCUGAUGACAUCAGUUUAAUGAAUUUUAGCAGAGGGUAACUGUAGUCUUGCUUGGUCAUGAGUAUGUUCAACUCUACAGGCCACCUACUAAAGAGGGUGGGUAAGCCUGUCCUUGGGGGCCACACCAUGGGGUUCUCUUCACAACAGGCAUAUUGUUAGCAUUGCAAACCCAUUAUAUAAUAUUUCAACAAUACAGUAAAUAAUUGAAUUAAAUUUAAAGAGGGUGGAGUCAAAAGCUUUUCAUCACAUCAGUUACUCUUUUCUUAGACUGUGUUCUCUCGCUCAUUGCCACAAUGUUGCAUCAUCCUAUCUUCUACCAUAAUUUCCUUGGUUACUGCUCUUCUGAACUUGCUAACUGCAUGUGUCUCCUUCCAUGGUCUUGCUGUACAAGGCUUGCUGCUAAUUCCAAUCCCUAUUCUGUUCACCUUCCUAAUGCAGUAUUUAACCACUAUGUCCACUCUUUCGUCCCUCUUACUGGUAAACUCUAGAACUUUUUAUUUCAGUUUCCCCCUUCCCUCGACUCAAACUGUUUCAAAAGAACAGAUGAUCUCAAAAAAGCAAAUUGGCCUUUCUCUUGGUGGUUUUCUGAGGAUUUCCAGGUUAUUCUCCUGUUACUUAGCUACUUACACACUGAAGGAGGCCAAGCCAUACAGGGGACCUUUUCUUACUUGUACUGGUCACCAAAAAAAUAUCACAACUCCAGUAACAUGUAGUGGCAGCAAUGCAGAUACCACACAUUUAUUUUCCUACUUUACUUACUGUCAGAUUUCUUAAUGAAUGUUAUUAUUUUCAAGGACUUGGUGUCAGUACAUAUAAUUUAAACUUUAUUCCACUGACAAUGAUAAUGAUUUUAAUGUAAUAGAUGAAGAUAUCAGUAUUGAAGUACAAACUGUUUUGUGAAAGUAAAUAAAAAAAUUACAAAAGCU
This is a messenger RNA of Scylla paramamosain (green mud crab), 1746 nucleotides long. It is a transcript of the gene Cby, whose product is annotated as protein chibby homolog 1-like. Bases 351 to 806 code for a protein of 151 amino acids. The transcript has 6 exons. The record is from RefSeq and is a predicted model, not a curated record. Lineage: Eukaryota; Metazoa; Arthropoda; Malacostraca; Decapoda; Portunidae.